Messenger RNA from Pistacia vera, 1234 nucleotides. RefSeq lists its product as uncharacterized. The record is from RefSeq and is a predicted model, not a curated record. The coding region runs from base 227 to 1108 and encodes 293 amino acids. The transcript has 4 exons. Lineage: Eukaryota; Viridiplantae; Streptophyta; Magnoliopsida; Sapindales; Anacardiaceae.
UUUUAAACCAUUUCAAAUCUUCACGCUUACAGCAGCCAGCCCCUCUUUUCAUCUUCAAAACCCUAAAAUUUGCCCAAGCUAAAAUCCGACACUUUAUGGUAUCUCCAAUUCCUUUCAACUAUAUUUCCCUCUAUUCAAUUGGGUAUUCUCUCUAAUUUUAAGCUAAUUCGCUUACUCUAGUUAACCCAACAAUAUUUUUGAGCCAAAUUUUCAUCGGAGGAGGUAAAUGAUGGAUAGAAAUUGGAUUCGACUGCCAAAUAGGCUUUGCAAGGAAUAUAUUGAUGGUAUUAAGUCUUUUAUGGAUGUAGCAAAGAAAUGUGUUGACAAGAAUAAUCAAGUCCGAUGUCCAUGUGUAAAAUGUAAAAAUGUGUUUUUCAAACCCUUGGAUGUGGUUGAAAACCACUUGUAUAAGCCCGGCAUAUCAGUAAGCUAUCAAAGGUGGGUUUACCAUGGAGAAAAACAUGAGUUGGGUUCGACUAGCAGCAUAAAUCAUGUUCAUAAGGAACCACAAGUCCUUACGGGUAGGAGUGUUGAUGACAAAGAACGACAUGAUCCAUGUGCUUCUUCAUCCCGUGAGAGAUCUAAACCACAAUCUUCCAAUCAAGGGGAUGAAAGAAUUUCACUCAUGGAAGGAGAUAAUUUCAAUACCAUUGAUGGAUGGACUAGCCCUGUAGUACAGAAUAAUUAUGAAACGUUAUGCACAAUGCAGUCAAGUUCUGAGAUGUCUCAGGCGGCUUUUGGUAAACGGUCACGCUAUGCUUUAGAAUUUGGAGCAUGUGUAAAACCUUCUCAUUGUGAGGGGGAGGCAUCUCAUGAGGCGGCUUUGCGAGCUAAGAUAAAGAAACAACGUACUAAGGUAGAGUCACAGUGUAUACGGAUAAAGUCUCCCCAAGCACAGAUAGAAUCUAACCGAGCAUGGAUAGAGUCUAAUGGAGCACAGAUGGAGUCUAUUGGAGCACUCCUACAGUCUAAUCGAACACAGAUAGAUUCUAUUGGAGCAAAAAUAGAGGAUUUGAAGGGUAAAAUGAUUUACAUGAAAUCUCAACUGGAUUCAUUUGUUGGUAGGUUUAUGUCACAGCAGAGUAGAUCUAGUUUUCAGUUACCAUAGUAGUUUGUGUUAGUUUGAAUAUUUGUAUAAUUUGCAAAACUUGAUCUUAUAUGAUGGGUUGAUAAUAUCUUUUAUUGUCGUAAAUAUAUUUAUUUUCAUUAUAUAUAAUAUGAUAUGUGAAUCGAA